Messenger RNA from Chanos chanos (milkfish), 11814 nucleotides. RefSeq names its product sacsin-like. Bases 1 to 11814 code for a protein of 3937 amino acids. The transcript has 9 exons. NCBI's taxonomy places the organism in Eukaryota, Metazoa, Chordata, Actinopteri, Gonorynchiformes, Chanidae. The record is from RefSeq and is a predicted model, not a curated record.
AUGAAUGAAAAAUGCAAAGAAUGUGACGACGAUGAUGAACAACCGGAAACCGGAGCGUAUUCGUUCCACAGUAGCGCUGUGGGGAGCCGGAGCGCAUUCGUUCCACAUCGGCAAGUGCGGAAUGCCCCCUGGCUCUGCGGAAAGAUCCACAGUUGCGCAACCGAUUUGCGUAACACUCCCGUUCUCACCCGCAAUUCAUUUAGAGCUACUGCCCCUCCUUUCCUGGACUACCUGAGGGGAGUUUUGCGCAGGUACCCUGAUGGAGGACAGAUACUUAAGGAAUUGGUACAGAAUGCCGACGAUGCUGGUGCUACUGAAGUGGUCUUUAUCUCUGAUGAGCGAACAUUUGAUGUGGAGAGCCUUUGGAGUGAUAAAAUGGGCAGAUACCAAGGUCCUGCCCUUUUUGCCUUCAAUAAUGCUGUAUUCACAGAUGAGGACUGGCAGGGAAUUCAGAGCUCUGGCAGAAGUGUCAAGAGAGACAAUCCAAAUAAAGUGGGCAGGUUUGGGAUUGGAUUCAACUCUGUUUAUCAUUUAACAGAUUUACCCUGCAUAUUUAGUGCAAAGAAUCUGGCCAUGUUUGAUCCUCAAAAGAGUGUUUUUGAGAAUGAAGGCUUCAUGUGGAAUUUAGAUUUUGAAGAAGACAGAGUGACAUUUUUAAACUUGCACAAUCAAUUCCAACCCUUUAAAGAGGUUCUGAAUCAUGUUUGUGACUAUUCAUGGGAAGAUAUCAUCAGCAGGGACCAGCACUUCAAUGGCACACUGUUCCGUUUUCCACUUCGCUCUGAGCCGUCUGCCAUUGCAGACAAUAAAUAUGAUUCAGCAAAAAUAUCUCAGCUCUUCAGCAGUUUCAUCAAAGACGUAGAUCUAUGUCUAUUGUUUCUGAGGAACGUGAACAAAGUGUUACUUCUCCAUAUUGACCCAGAAGGUUCUGCGAGCAUAAGGUUAAAUGUAACGGCAUCAAAUCGCAAACUUUGUUCAUCUUCUCUGAAGAGAGACUUGAAAGUAGAGGGAUCAACUUGUCUAAGAAGCAUAAACUCUCUCUGUCCAGACAAAGAGGAGACAAAAACUCAAUGGGUUGUGACUGAGACUCACAUUAAGCAGGGCAAAGCACCAGAACUUGACUCCCUUUCAAAAAGACUAAGCCUCCAUCCUGAAGUUAGCCUUGCCUUCCCAGUUGAAGGGGAAAGAGUUUUGACCAGUGGGAGGCUAAGUUGUUUUUUGCCCCUCCCAAACAAUGAACAAAACACAACCGGCCUUCCCCUCCAUGUUCAUGCCAGUUUUGGCCUCACAGACAAUAGACGAGAUGUGAAGUGGCAAGAGGAAGAUCAGAAAUAUGAUGAAGUUGCUCUAUGGAAUGAGCUUAUACUCAAAGAGGUUCUUCCAAGUGCAUAUAUUUUGCUAAUCCUUGAUGUUGUGGACCUCUGCAGUUACUCAAACUGCUUUCCUGCCUCCACAGUAUAUCACAUUUGGCCAGAUUUAGCUAGCUUGGAGCAUAAAAAGCGUUGGCAAAUGAUUGCUCUGGAUACGGCAAGGCAUCUUCUGCACUUGGAUGUCUUGUGUUUAGCUGAAGAUGAAACCCAAUGGGUUAAGCCCACAGAAGCAGUAUUCCCACCUGAUGACAACACUGAUCCAUUCAUCAAGCAAGCAGUGUCUGAUUACUUGAUCUCAUCUGGUGUAAAACUUGUCUACACACCACCCAGUGUAAGAAGAUCCAUUGAGGAGGCUGCCAGAGUACAAUGCAAGACAAUAACAAAAGCAACAGGAGAAUAUGUUCGCAACAUCAUCCGCACUGCCAUCCCAGCAGACAGUUCCAAGGAAAUGAGACUUGCUCUCUUAGAAUAUGUGCUUGAUGACAGGAAAUACUCUGAACUUGAAGAGUUGCAGCUUUUGCCCCUCAGUGAUGGAAGCUUCACUGCUUUUUCAAAGCAAAUUGAAAAGGUAGUUUUCAUGGACUCUGAUGAAUUCCCACGCCUCAACCAGCCAAUUGUAGAGCAACUAUGUGCUUCCUCCUUGCCCAAAGACUGGCAAAAAUCCCGUGAUCAUGUGACCUGGGAAAUUGGAAAUAGUCUACACCCAUCAGCACGGUGGCUGAGGGAGUUCUGGAGAUUUCUGAACACUCAUGUUAAAGAUCUCAAAAAUUAUGUAGGACUGCCAUUGAUUCCACUGGAUGUCAUUUAUGAUCAUACUCAAGUUGUUCAGCUUGCACGUUUGGAGGAGAAUACAACUCUAAUGUUUGGUGUCAGUCAGCAUGGCUGCCUUUCAGAAGAGUUGAUAUCUCUGCUGGAAAGGGUUGGAGCCACCAUCAUUAUCAGAAAAGAUGAAUGCCUGAGACAUGAAAAUCUGGUGAACUAUAUACUAACUCCAUCCCCGAGAAAUGUGAUGCAAAUCCUUCUUAACUUAGAAAUUGCUGAGGUCAUAGAUGGGGUAAAUUCUGCCCCUUCCAGGGAAAAAGAGAGCUUGAAAACAUUUCUAGCAUCCUUGGACUCAUUCUCAGAAAAUGAAAGCAACCUGCUCUCUAAACUGCAUCUUUUCCGAUCAUUACCGAACAUUAAGGGUGAUGGAAGUAACUACCUUCCAGCAGACUCACUACCAGCUAUAGACCUCAGUCCCAUUCCAGCCAUCCCAUCUCACCUCCUAAUGCCUGAUGUGAUUUUGAAGUGCGAAACAGAAGCAGACAGAAGGCUGCUCAGUCUACUCAAUGUCAAGUUGCUGAAGUCCCCUCAGGUGGCCAAUCUAUUAGUUUUAGGAAUUGAACAAGCUGUUUAUGGAAAGGAGGAUGUCAACAACAUAAUGCACUGGAUAUUGGAAUCGGGCAGCGUCCUUUUUGCAUUGGAAAAUAGUCUGAGCAGGACCUGUGUGAACUUGUGCUUUAUGGAAAUUCAUGGGGGGAAAAAAGCAAAAGCUUCAGACCUUUUUGAUCCAAAGAACGAAACAUUCCAAGCACUAUUGCAAGACGAUUUCUUCCCACCAUUCCCUUUCAGAAAUGAACAGAUACUUGAAAGCCUUCGUCGCCUAGGGAUGAAGACAAAAGUAGAGGACCUAGAGCCUUUAGAUAUACUGCACAUUGCAACGGACAUUUCAUCAUCAUACAAAAAUUCUCCAGAGGGGGCCUUUGCAAAGGCAAAAGAGCUCAUCAAGCUCUGUAAUCAAGCCAGUGUGCUUACCAAAUUCUCAGACAGUCAAAUGGACAAAUUUUUAAACACUCAGUGGUUUCCCUGUGACAAUGUAUGCACAGACCCAACUGCUGCUCAAUGUACCAUUUUCUGUGAGCCAAAAGACAUAAGGGAUUCGAGUUACAUUAAUUUAGUGGGCUUUGUUAUGCCUCUGACCAAUAGAGUACAUGGAGAGGCAAGGGAGAGACUAGGGCUUAUGAGACGACCCCCUGCAAUAAAAGUUUUUGAGAACCUUUCUGCUCUGAGAAUGAUAUCACAGGCCUCUCAGGAUUCAAAUGCAGACACAAAAUUCAAGGAAAACUUGCACAGUAUUUACAGAUUUUUGCAAGAUGAGAUGAAAUUUGAUGUUACAAUCAAGACCUUAAGCAAGCAAUACAAAGACACACCACUCUUAUGGGUAAGGGAUGACUUUUUGAUUCCAAGUAAUGUUGUUUUUGGCUACCCACAAGGACUGGACCUUAGUUCAUGUAUUCCACAAGUUCCAGAGGAGUUUCUGCAAUAUAAGAAGCUGCUUAAAGAAUUUGGAGUGAAGGAAGGCUUAACAGACAAUGAGAUUGUAGGUCUGUUGUACACCAUCAAAAACAAAAUUUACUUAAGAGAGCCACCUUGUGGAACUUGCAUUGAGAGGGAGGUGGUAAUCAAUAUACUCAACUGGAUGUGCAGAGAAAAGAAAACAGCACAAGAUGAUCUCCCUGUUCCAGUGAUGACAGAAAACUGUGCCUUCAACUUGCAAAGAAAAUGUUCUGCUGUCUUCUGUGACAUCACCAGUGAUAGUAUGGCAGAACUUCAAGAUGAAAAUGGGAAGGUUUAUAUAGUUCUUGAAGAAGUUCCAAAAGCAACUGCAGUAGAGCUAAAAAUUCCACUAUUAAGCACUCAAAUACUCAAGCCAGAACAUAUAAGAUUUGAGCAAUGUGGACAAACAGAGCCUAUCACAAGGAGAAUCAGGAAUAUACUUGAAGAGUAUGAUGAUGAAAAUGACCUCUUCAAGGAGCUCAUUCAAAACGCAGAAGAUGCUGGAGCAAAAACAUGUAGAUUCAUGUUGGAUUACAGGGAAAAUCAAGAACUAAAUGGUCUGAUAGACCCAGGAAUGGCUCUUUGCCAAGGUCCUUGUCUCUGGGCCUUCAAUGAUGAAACUUUCACAGAGGAAGACUGGAUAAACAUAGUAAAAGUGGGAGCACGGUCAAAGGAGCAGAAAGUUGAAAAAAUUGGGCAAUUUGGACUCGGAUUCAAUGCUGUCUACCAUGUAACUGAUAUACCCUCUGUUUUAAGUAACAGAAAGCUUCUCAUACUGGACCCAAAUGUUACUCAUCUGCCCAAGCACAUUCAGAGUCGAGCUAAUCCUGGGAUCAAAAUUGAUUUUGGCAGAGAGAGAGUGUUGUCAAGCUUCCCUGGGCAGUUCAGAUCUUAUGAGGGAAUUUUCAACUGGAAAAGUGGGCAGCUCCCAUAUGUAGGAACCCUCAUCAAAUUACCCUUUAGAACCGAGAACGAGGCUAAAAUGUCAGAAAUAAGCAAAAAGUUUUACACAGAAAACAGCAUAGUUGCUUUUGAAAAUCAUCUGAGUCAGAAUUCUGAUACUCUCUUGCUUUUUCUAAAGAACAUCAAGGAGGUAACUCUUCAAAUCCUUUCCAAAAACAGCUCAUUUCCACCAAAAAAUGAUCAAAUUCAGUCACUCCUUCGAAUUUCAAAAAAACAGCUGAGAAUCAUUGAAAUUCCUGAGGAUAUGAGAAAGGUCCAGAUCUCUACUAUGCAGUCCCUGAUGUCACUCAACCACAAGUGUGGCAACAUAAUUGAAUGUCACUCAGCAAACCUAUUUGAGAUUACAGUUGAAAACAAGGGCAGUUGCAGUAUUCAGCACUGGCUGCAGUACUCCUGCUUCGGCCUAGAAAAAGCAAAUGAAGUUGUGAAGAACCAGUCUCAUCAAGAUUUUUCUUUGCCUGUUGGAGGUGUUGCUAUACCCCUGAGGUAUGAUCAGACGCUAGGAUGCUGCGUUCCUCACAGUGUCAACACAGCAGGGGGGGUGUACUGCUUUCUUCCACUUUCCGUUCACUCUGGUCUCCCAGUCCACAUAAAUGGGACUUUCAGUGUGACAUCGAACAGGAAAACAUUGUGGGACACUGGAUCAAAACACAAAUGGAAUGAAGAUCUACUAAGGGAAAGUGUCACAACUGCAUAUAUUACAGCACUAUUAGUUUUAAAAGAUAUGGCCCAAGAUGAAUCACUUCAAACAUAUCUCUACUUUGAAUUCUGGCCUGACAUACAAAAAGUAAGCAAAGCAUUUCAAACCUUGGCAUCUGCCUUUUACAGUGCUGUUAUUCAGGGGUUCCAUGGAAGAUCACUGGAACUAUUCAGUGAUGGGACAAAUUGGUGCUCUAUGGACAAUGCCCGAUUUCUUCACCCUAACAUUGAAAAGAAUGAGCACAUUGGACAGAUUGCUAAAGAUAUGUUUCAAAAGACAAGAAACAAAACAUUCUUGGCUGUUCCACUUCCAGAAUGGGUGAGGAAUGGGUUCAUUCAAACAGGACAUAAAGACACAGUUGAAAACAAUACAUUUCACUGGCUUGAGCUUUACAAGGAGGUCAUAUUCCCCAAUUUGGCAGACAUGGAUUUGAAAAGCAGAGAUAUCCUCAUUUUGCAUGCAAUUGAUGUGAAUGAUGAACAAAUUGACACUCUCUUGAAAAAACAUCCAUGUAUCCCUACUCAUAAGGGACUCCGGCACAUCAACGAGCUUGUGAACCCUUAUGGAAAAGCAGCUUGUCUAUACGAACCUCACGAAGGUCGCAUACUUGAAGGAACAGAGAAUGAUUUCCUCUCACCAAAAAGAGUUCGCAGACUGAUUGAACUUGGUCUGAUGAAUGACCAGCUGCCAUUUCAUGAGAUCAUCGAGAGAGCAAAGAAAAUCAAAGACAUCUGGAUGUAUGAUAAGAGGAAAGCAGACCAGAAAUACAAAUGUAUUAUGGAUAUGUCAAGCAAUCUUCUGCAAGAGAAUUUCAGAAGAUUCCCAAGUUUACAGAAAUUUCACAAUAGUGUGUCCCCUGACUGGACAUUAUUAGGAAAUGUUGCAUUCAUUCCAGCACGUUUACUCUUUAAACAGGGUCUUGAGCAUGAUGAUGAGAUUGUUCUGAAAAGACCCAAUGAAAUCUACAAGUACAAGUCACGUCACCUAGUUGGGAUGACACAGUAUUUUGUAGAGGAUAACAAUAUAAGUAGCUUGCAUGGUGUGGUUCUUCAGAAGCUUGGAGUAGCCGAAGAACCAUCACCACAGGUAGUAUGCCGGCAGCUCUGUAGAUCACUGGAAUAUUCAAAAGGUAAGCCUGAAGGAACAGUGACAGCCAUUCUCUUUGAAAACGCAAACCAGUGUUAUAAGUAUCUUGAAGAAAGCCUUGCAAGGAACAAAGGAAAUUUGAAACUGCGGGAAAUGGCUCAACAGUUUCCAACAGUUUUCAUCGACAAUAUAUUUGUUGAUGCUGAAAAAGUGGCAAAGACAGUGAAAUUUGAUGCAAGGCCUUAUCUUUAUAAGCUGCCAAAUGAGUUCGCUGGCUUCAAACACCUGUGGAAUUGCACAGGUGUCAAGGAGCAUUUCACACAAAAGGAUUAUUUAGAGGUGUUACAGAAUUUAAAGGAGAGAUACCAAAACAACCCACUGUCUCCUUCUGACUUAGACAUAUGUCUACAAAUAGUUACAAAAGGUCUUUAUAGGCAACACGAAUUUAAACAAGGGGACUGUCUCUUACCUGAUGAGAACUGCGUGUUACGAAAUUCCAGUCAACUUUACUACAAUGACACCAAAUGGUUGCCCUCUCCUGAUGAUCUUUUACUUUGCCAUGAGUACAUCCCAAGAUCCAUUGCUGUCAACCUAAAGGUUCCAACAACACGUGACUUAACAUUACAGGAGCAUCUCAUUGAUGAACAAUUCUUCAACUUUGAACAAAAAGAAAAACUGACUGUUCGUUUGAAGAACAUCAUUUCAGCUUAUCCUUCGAAGAGGGAUAUACUGAAAGAGCUUAUCCAGAAUGCCGAUGAUGCACAGGCUACUGAGAUACACUUUAUUUGGGAUCCCAGGCAUCACAAGACAGAAAAAACAUGUGGAGAUCACUGGAACUAUUUACAAGGCCCUGCACUGUGUGUGUACAACAACAAAGUGUUUUCUGAAACAGACUUGGAUGGCAUUCAGCAGAUAGGUGAGGGUGGAAAACACGGCACUAUUGGAACAACAGGAAAGUUUGGACUGGGGUUUAACUCUGUUUACCAUUUAACAGACUGUCCUUCACUUCUGACAGGAGAUGAAAAAUUGUGUAUCUCUGAUCCAAAUAAAUUUGUUCUCAAAGAAACUGGAAAGGUAGGUGAAGGAUACAAAGUGACUCAAAAAUUUAAAGAUUCAUUCCCGGAUGUUUACAACACCUACCUGCCAUCCUUUUUUCAUCUCGACUGUGGCACAAUGUUUAGACUACCAGUUAGAACUCAAGAAAUGGCCCAACGUUCAGAAAUAUCCAGGGAGCACGUCACCAUCAAAGACAUCCAACAGCUUUGUGCCUCUCUUGUUGAGGAUCCAGACAGUUUAGUUCUCUUCUUGAGACACAUCAAGAAAAUAGCGUUCCAUCAGAUAAGUGAAAAUGAACUGAAACCUGUUUUCACCACUGAGAUUCAUAUGUCUGAUGAGUGCAGCACAAAAAAACAUGACAUCCAAACUUGCUUGCAUAGUGGCAAAGACAAUGGUGGAUCGGGAGUUCCCUUUCAAACCAUAUAUCGGAUGGACAUUCAGUCAAAAGGCAAGGACACUUCUCACUGGAUUGUGGCAGAGAAAGUUGGCAGUAAGGGAACAAAAUAUGACAGCAGACUUCCACAAGUAGGUGUAGCUGCCUGUUUAGGUAAAGAGAUAUCAGGAAGAGCCUUUUGUUCCCUACCUUUACCUGGUAACACUGGAUUACCAGUUCAUAUCAAUGGUAAUUUUGAGGUUGACUCAUCAAGGAGAUGUCUGUGGAAAGAGGAUGGCAUGAGCAACAAGGUCAAAUGGAAUGAAUUUCUGAUGCAGGAUUUUAUUGCACCUUUGUAUGGAGACCUAUUAGACUACAUCAGAACUCAUUGUCUUUGCAGUCCAGAGGAAUACCCAUCCCUUCACGAGCUUAGCAAGCACAUUGAGAGUGGCUAUUUAGCUUUCUUCCCUCAUGUUUCAGACAAUACAGCACAGGAAUGGAAAGAAAUGGUUCUCAGACUUUACCGACACAUAAAGGAAAGACAACUCAUGCUGAUCCCAGUUUUUCAAAUUCAUAAUCCAGUCAAUGCUCAGAGCAAGGCAAAAAGUUUCACUCUGACCUGGUCCACUAUCUGUGGGGCAAAGUUGACAGACGCACCCCAUUUAGUCAGUAACUUCAAGGAAUGCUUUCUUGAAGUCCUUGACUCGGUUGGGAUGAAUUUGGUCCCGCUCUCGGACAGCACGGCAAAGUUAUGGUCUAAUUUCAAAGAAGCAGGCAUUCAAGUCCAGUCAGUCAGCCCUCCAAAAGUCAGAGAGUACCUAAAAGCUGAGGUUGUCAAUGAUGUUGGAUUCUUUGUAAAGUUCAUCAUGCCCACCAUUGACAAUUUUAGUGAACCGCAAGUACUGAGUGCCAUUAAAGCUUUGCUGGCAAUUCAACAACACAAAGACUACAAUAAAUACAGACCACACAUCCUCUCUAAAUUCAGACAGUUACGCUUCAUCAAGGAUAUGCACGGAAACUUUCAAAUUCCCUCUUAUUUUUACGAUGAAGAACAGGACUUCUUCAAGAUUAUGCUCCCAGAUGAGAGAUUUAUCCCAAAUUCAUUUUGGAGUUCAAUUCACUGUGCAAAAAACAGGCUCAAAAAACUGCUUGUGGAUUUAGGGCUGAAAAAGAAUGUAUCAAGUCAGGAUUGCAUUGAGUUUGCAUUGCAAAUACAGAGAUCUAUAGCUGGAAAAACUUCCACUGAAAUACUCAAAAGGAGAGCAAAAGCAGUGCUUGACUGGAUCCUAAACAGGAAACAGAAUGAAUUUGAUGAGGAUUUCUUUGAUCAGAUAUCAGAUAUUAAGUUUGUCUUUCCUCAGAAAAUACCAGAGCCACUCUGUAAUUUGCACCAACCUUUUGCAGCAGAAGGAGUAACUGUUUCAAUCAGAGGAUCUCUGAUUGAAAAUAACAGGUUUGACAAAGAACUUAUUUGGACAUCCAUGCCAGUUCUUCCACUGCAGUGCACCACAAAAAGUGUUUGUGACAUUCUAUCAGCUUGUGGUGCUGUGAACGGUCCACCUACCGAAUGCAUAUUUAAGAACCUGAGAAACAUAUGUCAUGCACCAUGCCUGACUCCUGAUCUGGUGAAGACAAGGUCCAGUGUUUUGCACAGUUCAUAUGCAUUUCUUCAAUCUGCUGAUUACAAUGUCAGUUCACUCUCAGACUUGCCAUUAGUCCUGGUGGAGAAAGGAACGGUUUUAGUAAAGCCAAGCAACACUGUUCUUUCUCUUACUGAUGACACAGAUUUCAGACCAUACUUGUACAGCUUACCAUUCAAAUUGAUCAUUUAUAAGGAGUUUUUCAAAAAGGUUGGGGUGGAAGAGACACCAUCUGUCAAACAUUACAGCAAAGUUUUAAAUGAUGUUCAUGAAGACUCUUCCAACAAGCAAACACUGAAUGCAAAUCAGAUGAAGACAGUUAGACGUGCUGUACAGAAACUCCUCCGUAUGCUAGAGAAGCACCCAGAGCAAAGGGCAGGACUCCACAUUCCUCUAUAUUUACCAGCAGUAGAUGGAAGACUGUAUAACUCACAGUCACUGUAUUUCAAUGACACUGUCUUUCAACCCAAAAGAUGGGAGGAGAGCAUUAAUGCUACACUACAGCUUCUUGAGAAGCUUAAUAUGUGUUACCUUGGAAAUGACCCCUAUGAGCAUAAGAAAUUGGUACAAUCCCUGCCAGAGAAGAUCCGCCCAAAGAUGCUGUCACAGUUAGUGAGAGAAGAUCUGCAGAAAUCCAGCAUGAUAACUUGUGAGUAUGGAGAAUUUUGUGAGUUCAGAGAAAAUUUCCAUAGACAUCUUUCCGCCUCCUACUUCAUGCAUGGUAUUAUAGCUGUCAUAAGACAUCAGUACAAAGGUGCAGUGUCCCAAGAUCAAGCCAUUAGCAUAUGCAAAAAAAUCUUUACUAGCAUUAAAAUCAUUUGCUGCAAAACCCUUGAUACCGUACUUGUACUUGAUGGAAAGCCACUGGAGAACAGCACUGAGGAGAAUCCCAUUUAUGUUGACAGAGACAAUGAAAGCUGCACUUUCUUUUUGAAGCACAGUGAUGACCUAAGUUUAAAAACUAUGAAUGAGAUCAAUUUGAGAAUAGCUACUAUGAUUAAUGUCCUUUUUCAAAAGUGUUUGAAUUCUGAUUCUGUGCUCAUUAUUGCACAACUGCUCUGUUGUGACAAUUUGGAUGAUGUCCAGAGGGUUCUGGAAAAGAAUGGCAUUUAUGACAGCACCACUGGGGAGGCUGAAUAUGACAAACUCCCAGUGCCUGGAAGCAUCAUACCUGAGGAGUGGAUUGACUCACUGGACAUGUAUUUCUUACAUAAUUUUGAGAAGGGUGAAUAUGUGGGUGUCAAAAUGCCGCCUGAUGACAAUGAAGUUUACUACUACGCUAAAAUUAUUGACCGGGUUAAUGCAUUGUCAGACCAGCAAGGCCCGGCUACAAGUAGAUACCGAGUACAAAUUGGACCAGAUAAGGAAAUUCAAGCAGGCUCACUUGAUAUCUACAAAUUCAUUAGGACUGGGACUUCCUCUGAUCAUAGUGCCAGAUCCUGCAAAAACCUUGUUUUUAUUGGGCAUUUGGCACAGGUUCAACAUCCACAGACUGCUGACAGAGUUCAGCAAUUGUCCUUGGAAGAGAUCAAGAAAGACAUUGACAGAUGUCUGAGAGAAAUCUGGACCUUGCCAGAGGAAGAGAGACAUAAGGCUGUACGGCGCCUCUACUUGAAAUGGCAUCCUGACAAAAAUCCAAACUGUGCUGAACUUGCAACAGAAGCCUUCAAAUAUGUCCAAAAAAGAAUCCAAGAACUGGAAGAGGGAAAGAUGAAAUGCAGAUCAGGGGCCAGCAACAAAGAUUACCCUAAACAAACCAGAAAUUACAGAAAGUUUUAUCAGCAAUGGAACCAGCAGGCUUCUAGCCAUCGAAGGGGGCGGGAGCGUUUUCAAGAGCAGCACUCCUCAGAGGGAUAUGAUUUUUGGAAAUUUCAUGGGCACUCAACACCCAAGCCAGAUCAGAGAGCACGAGAAGCUCAGCGUUGGCUCAAGCAGGCAAAACGUGACCUUGAUGGAGCAAAUAAUGACUUCGGUCGAGGGUUCACAGAGUGGUGCCUGUUUAAAAUACACCAAGCAGUGGAGAAAUGCUUAGUCAGUGUAGAGUAUAAAAGAAAUGGCCAAUUGCCGGCCAAUCGUACAAUCAGUAGCCUUGCACAGAAAGUCGCUGGCUAUAGCCCAAAGCUAUCCUCUGUACCCAAUAUGGUCAAUAGACUUCAGAAACUUGGUGUGGAUGCCAAGAGGACUCAGUAUCCAAAUUACCACCCUCUCCCUUGCAUUCCCAAUGAACAGUUUCCCUCUGAAAAUGAACCACAAGCAAUGAGCUUAGCAUCUGAGCUUUUGGCUCAAGUAAAUGAAUACAUCACUGAUUGA